Messenger RNA from Labrus mixtus (cuckoo wrasse), 1080 nucleotides. It is a transcript of the gene rnaset2l, whose product is annotated as ribonuclease T2, like. The transcript is spliced from 8 exons. Gene Ontology annotation, biological process: RNA catabolic process. Gene Ontology annotation, molecular function: RNA binding; ribonuclease T2 activity. NCBI's taxonomy places the organism in Eukaryota, Metazoa, Chordata, Actinopteri, Labriformes, Labridae. The coding region runs from base 38 to 880 and encodes 280 amino acids. Gene Ontology annotation, cellular component: extracellular region. The record is from RefSeq and is a predicted model, not a curated record.
AUCGAUCACGUCGGUCGAGACCGUUGACUCAGACAAGAUGUGGUGCUCGGUGCUGCCCCUGCUGGUCGGCCUCGCUCCUGCAGUUCUGUUCCUUCUGCAGCUUCCUGACCACACCGACGCACAGGGAGUGAACUGUGAGGACUACAAAUAUGGCCGCCAAGACUCGGAGCUGCACGACAAAAAGCAUCCCUGCUCCUGGAAGUGUCUCCUGUUCACUCUGCAGUGGCCCGCAGGAUUCUGUCAGUUCUUGAACAAUGAAAGUCUCUGCAGGAUUCCUGAGAACGUCAACAACUGGACCAUUCAUGGACUUUGGCCUCUGCGUGGGAGGAGCUGCUGUGACUGCUGGCCGAUGUUCCACUCAGACGUCCAGGAGCUGGAGGCGGAGCUUACUGAAUACUGGCCAUCCUUACUGAAGAUAAAGUCCAGCUUCCACUUCUGGAAAGAUGAGUGGGAGAAACACGGAGCGUGCGCCGCCUGUGUGGAAGGAUUGAACUCUCCUCUGAGAUAUUUCCAGAUUAGUCUCAAACUACGACGACAGUUUGACAUCCACAAAGUCCUGGAGGCGGCUGGUGUCACUCCGUCCUGUGAACGAGCCUACAAGGUUCCAGAUGUGCGUCAGGUCCUGGCUCCACAUCUGGGAGACAAACAUGAGAUCCAGUGUGUCAAAGAUCACAAGGACAGACAGGUGUGGUUCCAGGUGAAGAUCCCUCUGUCCCACAACCUCACCCUCGGCUGUGAUCACCACGGCAACAUCGACGGGGAACUGGAGUCCAGGUCCUACCCAGGACGGACCCCCCCUCCCGGACACCCAUGCCCUCCUGAGGACCCGUUUUAUUACCUCCCCAUCGACCACGAGCAGCCUCAGAGACCCUGCGACUGACAGAACCACGACCCAGGACGACACGGCCACGGCUGCAGACGACUUUUUAAACACUUUUAAGUGCAGAAUCUGAGCGUGUCCCGUCAGUUAAUGUAGUUUAUAUAAAUGUAAUGUUUGAGUCCUGCACCAUCCUGCGUCUGAUUGAUCAAAGUGUAACUGAAAAGCUGAAUAAUAAAACACACUUUUAGAAGUUAAUUAAA